AGUGUUAUAUCCUCGGUGCCUUCACGUAAGGAUUAGACAUGCAGAGCAAGGAUCCCGUCUACCGUGAUGUGAGAUAUAGCAUUGAACGGCCAGUCUUUCACGAACAAGAAUUGGGAAGAACUCAGCCUGGUCCAAACAGGACCUUAAAGUCCACCAUCAGUGCAGCCAAGCACAAAAUAAGAUGUUCCAGGUCAGCAGCCAAGGCCUUGUUGUUUCAGUUCCUCCCAAUUCUGCAAUGGCUGCCGCACUAUCCCGUCAAGGAAUGGCUCCUGGGGGACAUUGUGUCUGGGGUCAGUGUGGGGAUCCUGCAACUUCCACAAGGUUUGGCGUAUGCCCUCCUGGCCGGCGUGCCACCCGUUUUUGGCUUAUAUUCUUCCUUUUUCCCGGUGUUUGUUUAUUCUAUUUUUGGCACAUCACGGCAUGUUUCCAUAGGAACCUUUGCGGUGGUCUCCAUCAUGGUUGGCAGCGUUACAGAAUCUCUGGUUCCUAAUGACAACUUCAUAAUCCCAGGGAAUGAUACAAUCAUUGACAUGGUAGCCAGGGACAAAGCUCGAGUAGAGCUGGUGGCUGCCAUGACAUUGCUGGUAGGAUUGUUUCAGGUGAUUCUAGGUCUAGUGCAGUUUGGAUUUGUGGUCACGUACCUCUCGGAGCCCCUGGUUCGGGGGUAUACCACUGCCGCCACCAUCCAUGUCACCGUGUCUCAGCUGAAACAUAUCUUUGGCCUUCCGCUAAGUGAGAGGUCACAGCCAUUGUCUCUCAUUUACAGCUUAAUCAGCCUUUUCCGAAGAAUCCACAAGACAAAUAUCGGGACUCUAGUUGUCAGCCUCAUUGCCUUGGUGUGCCUCUUUGCCGUGAAGGAAGUUAAUCAAAGGCUGCGUGCUAAACUGUGCAUGCCCAUCCCUAUCGAACUGAUUGUGCUCGUAAUCUCCACAGCGGUAUCAUAUGGAAUUAAUCUUCAAGCAAAUUACGGGAUUGGUAUUGUGGGCGAUAUUCCUACAGGACUGGUAGUACCGACGGUUCCUGACCCUAACCUGUUCAUGAAUGUGGUCGGCAAUGCCUUUGCCAUUGCUGUGGUUGGAUACGCCAUCACCAUCUCUCUGGGCAAAAUGUUCGCUACAAAACACGGAUAUAAAGUGGACAGCAACCAGGAGCUGAUCGCACUUGGAUUCAGUAAUCUAGUUGGGAGCUUCUUCCACUGUUUUGCGGUCACCACAUCGAUGUCCAGGACUCUGGUGCAGGAGAGCACAGGGGGGAACACCCAGAUUGCAGGAUGCGUUUCUUCCUUGAUUAUCCUGGUAAUCAUUCUGAGAGCUGGGGAAUUGUUCACAUGUCUUCCUAAGGCGAUUCUGUCAGCGAUUGUCAUUGCCAACCUGAAAGGCAUGUACAAGCAAUUCAUGGAUAUAUCUGUCCUAUGGCGCACCAACAAGUACGAUUUGCUGAUAUGGUUGGUGACGUUCUUCUCGACCAUCUGCCUCAACUUGGAUAUCGGCCUUGCAGUCGCGGUGGUGUUCGGAUUAUUCACAGUGACGUUCAGGACCCAGCUACCUCAUUACUCCGUCCUGGGGCAAAUUGCAGAAACAGAUAUCUACCGAGACGCAGAAGAAAAUAUUAUGGCAAAAGAGAUUCCUGGAGUGAAAAUCUUCCGGUCAAGCUCGCCCAUUUAUUUUGCAAAUGCGGAGCUGUUCUCCAAAGCCCUGAAGAUGAAGAUGGGGGUCAAUGUGGACAAACUGAUUGAGAAGAAGAAGAAAGCCAUUCAGAAGAGGAAGAAAGGCCUUCACAAAGUCAUGAACCUGGCCAAGAUCAUCCUUGCCAAGACCCAAAAGGGAAGCGGUUUGGAAUUUCUGACCAAUGCAGAAGGGGUCCUCGGAAGCCUAAAAUCCAUUAGCGAGUCCAUCCCACAGACUCCGCCCACCCUUCGCUCUCUUGGCCUGGAGAGACUCGACUUCAGCUACCUAAUCCUGGACUUCUCAGCUGUCAGCUUCAUAGACACCGUUGGGGUGAAAAUGUUAAAAAUGGUUUUUGAAGAAUUUCGGGAGAUUGAAGUUGAGAUGUAUCUUGUACACUGUCCGCCGGCCGUGUUACGACAACUGGAGAGCAGCAGUUUCUUUAAUGAGAACAUCACCCCGGCUUCCAUCUUUGCCUCCAUCCACGAUGCCGUUUCCUAUAUAUAUUUCCUUUCCAGCGGACAGAACAGUGACUCCAGCUCGCUCCAGGAAAUCACAGCAAUCUAACCACAAUCCAUUCUUUGGAGAAGACAAUAGAAGGCUCAUUUCUACCCUAUGGACUACGGACACAAUAAAUAGCCCAUUUCAUCUCCAAUUCAGCUCCAGGGUCAUUCGAGUCCCAACCUCGGCACUACCUGCACGGAGUUUGCAUGUUCUCCCUGUGCGGGUUUCCUCUGGGUACUCCAGUUUCCUCCCACACUCCAUAGACAUGCUGGUAGUGGCUCCUGUCUAUAUGGCCCUAGUAUGUGUAUGCAUGAAAGUGAGUUAUUGGCCUUGGAUUGUAAGCUCCUUGGGGGGCAGGGACUGAUGCGAAUGUACAAUAUAUAUGUGAAAUUGAUAGCGCUAUGUAAGUAUUUGUGAUAAAUAAAAUAAUUCCUAUAUAUAUGUAAA
Messenger RNA from Rana temporaria (common frog), 2615 nucleotides. Its product is annotated as solute carrier family 26 member 6-like. The transcript has 18 exons. Gene Ontology annotation, biological process: transmembrane transport. Gene Ontology annotation, cellular component: membrane. The coding region runs from base 39 to 2231 and encodes 730 amino acids. Gene Ontology annotation, molecular function: chloride transmembrane transporter activity; oxalate transmembrane transporter activity; secondary active sulfate transmembrane transporter activity. Lineage: Eukaryota; Metazoa; Chordata; Amphibia; Anura; Ranidae. The record is from RefSeq and is a predicted model, not a curated record.